Molecule: messenger RNA, 1143 nt
Organism: Notechis scutatus (mainland tiger snake)
Lineage: Eukaryota; Metazoa; Chordata; Lepidosauria; Squamata; Elapidae
Source: RefSeq, a predicted model, not a curated record
AUGGCUCACUGCAUCUUCUAUCAGAGCCAAGGUCAAGCAAAGUGGAGGCAGAAAAAUGAUGGCCUGCGACUGAUUGGCAACGAGUCCUUUGCAUUGCCAUUCUGGAAUUUCGCUACAGGCAAAAACGAAUGCGACGUGUGCACAGAUCAAUUUUUUGGAGCAUCAAGGCCAGAUGAGCUGAAUUUAAUAAGUCGUAAUUCAAGAUUCUCAGAAUGGGAGAUAGUUUGCAAUAGUUUGAAUGAUUAUAACCGUCUGGUCACACUGUGUAAUGGAAGCAACGAGGGGCCUUUGCAGAGGUACCCUUUUAGCAAAGCUGAUGAUAAGCUGCCAACCCUGGAAGACAUUCAGAAGUGUCUCUCUCUUCAGGAUUUUGAUAACCCUCCUUUCUUUCGGAAUUCUAGAUUCAGUUUCAGGAACACAUUGGAAGGUUUUGCUGAACCAGAUGGAAGCCUUGAACCGCCAAUCAUCAGUCUCCAUAAUUUGAUUCACUCUGUUUUGAAUGGAACGGGAGCUUUCCCCCAUUCUGCGGCAAAUGAUCCUAUUUUUGUGGUCCUUCAUUCCUUCACUGAUGCUGUAUUUGAUGAGUGGAUGAAACGAUUCAACCCAUUGGACACUGCCUGGCCCAAGGAACUGGCACCCAUUGGUCACAACCAGAUGUUUAACAUGGUGCCCUUCUUCCCCCCUGUCACCAAUAAGGAAAUGUUUCUAACUGCUGAGCAACUUGGCUAUAGCUAUGACAUUGAUCUAGCAGAAUCUGAUGAAGAAUCCCAGGCUUGGGCCCUGAUGGUGGGAUCCACUAUUGUAGGAGCUCUCGUAGUUUUAGUUGUGCUGGCCCUUCUCCUUAUCCUCUUACAACACAAGAGACACCGGAAAGGCUUUGAGCCACUAAUGAAUGCACAGUUCAAUGUAAAACAGUACGUGAAUGAGCCGUAGCGGUGAGGUGCUGCUUUACAGUAUCUCUCCCCAUUAGAUCUUGAAUUGAUUGAUUUAUAGCAGUUUUCCCUCAACCUUGGUGGCUUUAACCUGCAUGGAAUCUUUAUGAAAGGUACCUAUUCAUCAUUAUAUUCUUUUGAAGUAAUUAUCUCAGUACAAGUUCCCCAAAACUGCAAAUAGACAAGACCAGAGUCAUAAAUUUGAGAGGGG